Hermetia illucens (black soldier fly) is the source of this 1088-nucleotide messenger RNA. RefSeq names its product armadillo repeat-containing protein 7. NCBI's taxonomy places the organism in Eukaryota, Metazoa, Arthropoda, Insecta, Diptera, Stratiomyidae. The record is from RefSeq and is a predicted model, not a curated record.
UUGGUGCUACGAUAGUUUGUUUACAAAGUUACGAGCUUCGUCGUAAUGAAUGAGUGACCGGAUAAUGUUUUCAACCAAAGAACGGCUUCGAAGGAGAACCCCUGCGGCUGGCAUAGAUCGAGAAGAAUACAUCGAACAUCUGGUAGAAGAGUUCCACACCACUACAAACGUAGAAGCCCAGGAGCAAGUUUCAGCUAAUUUAGCAAACUUUGCGUACGACCCAGUGAAUUAUCCUUUUUUAAAGAAGAGCUCUUGCUUGGAGUUAUUUAUACAAACCCUUUCCCUGCCCAAUGAUAAACUAGUGCUGCACGGCAUAGCGGGCAUUUGCAACUUGUGCCUGGAUGAGUAUUUCGAAAGCGUGAUACUAGCACCUACGAAUUUAGCGGCGAUAACCGCACUUCUACCAAAAGACAAUACGGAAAUUGUUCUCCAAGCAUUAGCCACGCUAACUUUGCUAACCACCCCCAAAACCAAAGAGCAAAUUUGCAUACCCAAAGUGGUUAGGGACAUCCAAAGACUGAGGGAGUCUAAACAUAUCCCGAUCAAAAGACUGGCCUCCGUUUUCAUAGAAGACAACUGCACCAAAACUGAAAUUAUCCAAUUAAAGCUCCUGCAAAACAUUAGAAAAAACCUCUCGCAAUCCAUCAGGCAAUUCUGUACAGUUGAGCAGUUCCGGGUAGGAGAUGAAGUCACUGUCGUGAAACGAAUAACGCAAAAAGAAGUGGACGAUUUUGCACGCCUUACGGGAGACACGAAUCCAAUUCACACGACUCAAGUUCCGGAAAGCAAAAGGGUAGUUCAUGGUGCCCUUCUGAAUGGACUUGUCUCCGGAGUGAUUGGCACGCGAUUGCCUGGACCAGGAACCGUAGUAUUAUCACAAAAAUUACAUUUCCUACGAAAGUGUUAUGUCAACGAAGAGGUCGAGAUUUGUGUGAGACUCGUAGAGAACAGAAAAAUUAUGCGAGUCCAGUUCGAAUGCCAGCAGGAAGGGGAAAUUGUCUUCAAAGGGGAUGCCCGGCUAAUGAUGACACAUUUUAGAUUGUAAUGAGUAGUUUACUGAGUGAUGUUUUAUAAAGGAUAGACAAACA